Messenger RNA from Sorex fumeus (smoky shrew), 2428 nucleotides. RefSeq names its product ATP binding cassette subfamily F member 2 (gene ABCF2). The transcript has 15 exons. Gene Ontology annotation, molecular function: ATP hydrolysis activity; ATP binding. The record is from RefSeq and is a predicted model, not a curated record. The coding region runs from base 145 to 2019 and encodes 624 amino acids. NCBI's taxonomy places the organism in Eukaryota, Metazoa, Chordata, Mammalia, Eulipotyphla, Soricidae.
CCUCGGAGACGCGCGGGGCUGUGAUUGGCUGGCGAGCCGGCCGCACGCGGCGGAGCCCCGAGAGCGGCUCUGUUGCGACAGAGGCCGAGCGGCGAGGCCCAGCUCCCCGGAAGACCAGCAGCCUAGCCCCCGCGGUUCGUCACCAUGCCCUCCGACCUGGCCAAGAAGAAGGCGGCCAAGAAGAAGGAAGCGGCCAAGGCGCGCCAGCGGCCCCGCAAGGGACACGAGGAGAACGGGGAUGCCGUCACCGAGCCGCAGGUGGCGGAGGAGAAGAGCGAGGCCAACGGCAGCGAGGCCACAGAAGUGGACCUGCUGACCAAGGAGCUGGAGGACUUUGAGAUGAGGAAAGCCGCGGCCCGGGCGGUCACCGGCGUCCUCGCCUCGCACCCCAACAGCACCGACGCCCACGUCAUCAACCUCUCCCUCACCUUCCACGGCCAGGAGCUGCUCAGUGACACCAAGCUAGAGCUCAACUCUGGCCGGCGGUACGGCCUCAUCGGCCUGAACGGCAUCGGGAAGUCCAUGCUGCUCUCGGCCAUCGGGAAGCGGGAAGUGCCCAUCCCCGAGCACAUCGACAUCUACCACCUGACGCGGGAGAUGCCCCCCAGCGACAAGACGCCGCUGCAGUGCGUGAUGGAGGUGGACACGGAGCGCGCCAUGCUGGAGCGGGAGGCCGAGCGCCUGGCCCACGAGGACGCCGAGUGUGAGAAGCUCAUGGAGCUCUACGAGCGCCUGGAGGAGCUGGACGCUGACAAGGCAGAGACCCGGGCCUCCCGCAUCCUGCAUGGGCUGGGCUUCAGCCCCGCCAUGCAGCAGAAGAAGCUCAAGGACUUCAGCGGGGGCUGGCGGAUGAGGGUGGCCCUGGCCCGAGCGCUCUUCAUCAGGCCCUUCAUGCUGCUGCUGGACGAGCCCACCAACCACCUGGACCUGGACGCCUGCGUGUGGCUGGAGGAAGAACUGAAGACUUUUAAGCGCAUCCUGGUCCUCGUCUCUCAUUCCCAGGACUUCCUGAACGGCGUCUGCACCAACAUCAUUCACGUGCACAACCGGAAGCUCAAGUAUUACACGGGUAAUUACGACCAGUACGUGAAGACGCGGCUGGAGCUGGAGGAGAACCAGAUGAAGAGGUUCCACUGGGAGCAGGACCAGAUCGCGCACAUGAAGAACUACAUCGCCAGGUUUGGCCAUGGCAGCGCCAAGCUGGCCCGGCAGGCCCAGAGCAAGGAGAAGACGCUGCAGAAGAUGAUGGCUUCGGGGCUGACGGAGCGGGUCGUGAGCGACAAGACCCUGUCCUUCUACUUCCCCCCGUGUGGCAAGAUCCCGCCGCCCGUCAUCAUGGUGCAGAACGUCAGCUUCAAGUACACGAAGGACGGGCCUUGCAUCUACAACAACCUGGAGUUCGGGAUCGACCUGGACACGCGGGUCGCUCUGGUCGGGCCCAAUGGAGCCGGGAAGUCCACGCUCCUGAAGCUGCUCACUGGAGAGCUGCUGCCCACCGACGGCAUGAUCCGGAAGCACUCCCACGUCAAGAUCGGCCGAUACCAUCAGCACUUGCAGGAGCAGCUGGACUUAGACCUCUCGCCCUUGGAGUACAUGAUGAAGUGCUACCCGGAGAUCAAGGAGAAGGAGGAGAUGCGUAAGAUCAUCGGGCGCUACGGCCUCACGGGGAAGCAGCAGGUGAGCCCCAUCCGGAACCUGUCCGACGGGCAGAAGUGCCGGGUGUGCCUGGCCUGGCUGGCGUGGCAGAACCCCCACAUGCUCUUCCUCGACGAGCCCACCAACCACCUGGACAUCGAGACCAUCGACGCGCUGGCCGACGCCAUCAACGACUUCGAGGGCGGCAUGAUGCUGGUCAGCCACGACUUCAGGCUCAUCCAGCAGGUCGCGCAGGAAAUCUGGGUCUGCGAGAAGCAGACGAUCACCAAGUGGCCUGGGGACAUUCUGGCCUACAAGGAGCAUCUCAAGGCCAAGCUGGUGGGUGAGGAGCCCCAGCUGCCCCGGAGAGCCCACAACGUGUGAGCCCCCGCCAGCCCCCGGGGCCACGUCUGCACUGCUGCAACGCCCCCUCCUGCCUUAGCUGCCCGACCGCCUCCUGCCCCCUCUCCUCGCCCGUGUCUGCUGUGGCUGGCGCCUGGCCCCCGCCCAACGGUGAUGCAGGCCGGCACCCGAGGGGUCGGCCCGGGCCCUGGCCCGGGUGCGACCCGCCAAGGAGCCGCCAAACAUCCUUGUCUUCCGGGUUUGGUGGUGCUGGCGGGACACCCCCCCAGCACCCCGCCCCCCAUUCUUGCUUCCGGUUUGGAGCUCCCGGCCAGGGCCUCCGUUCUGGUCGGUUUUUAAAUAAUUAUUUAACGGUAACGUUUAGACCUGCGUGUUAUCUACAAAGCGCCCAAUAAAGAAAGAAGCAUCCAUGCUCCGUGCCUUCCUUCGG